Messenger RNA from Medicago truncatula (barrel medic), 833 nucleotides. Its product is annotated as bifunctional adenosine 5'-phosphosulfate phosphorylase/adenylylsulfatase HINT4. Bases 68 to 454 code for a protein of 128 amino acids. The transcript is spliced from 6 exons. The record is from RefSeq and is a predicted model, not a curated record. Lineage: Eukaryota; Viridiplantae; Streptophyta; Magnoliopsida; Fabales; Fabaceae. Gene Ontology annotation, molecular function: catalytic activity.
ACAGUAAUAUGGGGAGUAAUUACAAAGCAAAGGUAGUAAAAGAAGAGGUAUUGUAUGUUUAUGGGCAAUGGCGGGAAUGAUUGCAGCGACAGGGUCGUGUGUUUUCUGUAACAUAGCCACCAAAUCCAACUCCAAUACCAUUCUCCACUCUGAUGAUAAGGUUGUUGCUUUUCGGGAUAUUAAUCCAUCUGCUUUCAGGCAUUACUUAGUGGUUCCUGUGGAGCACAUUCCUACUGUUAAAGAUCUUCAGAGAAGAACUGAAGAUUAUUCUUUGGUGAGUCAUAUGUUAGAUGUGGGGAAAAUGUUAUUAGUCAGAGAUGCACCUCACUCAAAGCAAUACAGAUUUGGCUUUCAUCAACCUCCACUGAAUUCUGUUAACCACCUACACCUCCAUUGUAUGGCGCUACCAUAUACACCCAGGGAUAAUAUGAACAUUUACUUUGGGAAUGAGUAAAACCGUUUUGGUAAAGAGCAGAAUUCAAAAAAGUACUUAGAUGAACUGUUUUUCUCUUUAGUUGUCUCUUUCUAUGAGCCUAUUACAUACGCCAUUGGAAUAGUGGCUCUAAUGGAGUGGAGGAGAAGUGGGGGAGAUUGUGACAUGCAGUUCCAGUAUGGACGGGUUAUGUCCUAAUUGUGGGUUGUACCUUUUAGAUUAUUGCUUGAAUUGUCUAAAAUUUGAUAGAAUUGAUUUGAACAAUUGAAACCAAGAGAAAUAGAGGUUAAAAAAAUUGAUUUUGCUUGGAUGGUAAUAAUGUUAUCUUUUGACGCUAGCAAGGGCUGUUAUUCAAACAUGCUAUUAAAGGUUUUGUUUCUCCAACCCACUUGGUUGGCUU